Molecule: messenger RNA, 1311 nt
Organism: Laetiporus sulphureus 93-53
Lineage: Eukaryota; Fungi; Basidiomycota; Agaricomycetes; Polyporales; Laetiporaceae
Exons: 4
Coding region: 33-1196 (387 amino acids)
Source: RefSeq, a predicted model, not a curated record
AUUAUACACUCCUUUAACGCCUGUAGAUUCAGAUGCGCAGCCCUGUGGUUGCAUUCUCGCUCAUCGCAGCGGCCGCGGUCUCCUCUGCGUCCGCCGCCAACUUCCCCAAAUCCCCCGACCUGAGCACCGGCAGCCUCUCCCCUCCCGCAGACUUCCUGGAGAACAGACCAGGGGUGAUCAGCAACUAUGUGCAUGGCAAGCGUCGCGACAUACCAGCCGGUCUGGGUACCGUAAAUGCAGCCGUGCACGAUCCUCCCAGGCCAAACCGUGACCUGGUCGCGCAUGAGCGAAGGGCGCCAGGGGAGCGCAGAGUCGGGUCUGACAGGGCUGACGCAAGGCAGGACGAUGGACACGCGCCGCCGCCCAGACCAGAGCACCCCCGCCCUGCUGACGGUGCCACAGGCUGCAACACCGGUAAUACCAACGCAGCGAACGUGGCAGGAGUUGAGCAGAACAGCCCGCUUGCUGUGGUAACAGGUAAUCCAGACGGAGGGGUGUCCUGUACAGGCAACGUCCACGGCGAGCCCGCAGAUCAGACAGGCCAGCUCGGCUCAGGCGAGAGUGUCGUCUCUCCAGACGCCGCUCCGGAAGAAGGCAGCGACGUCUUCAAUACGAACAUUUCUGACCUCCUCGGUCAGAACGACACGUCCUCUUCCGACAACGCCAUUGACUCCAACGCCGGCGAAACCAACGAUAUCGCGCAGCCCGCAUUUAACGCCAACGGAUACCCCAUCUACCCCGGAACCCGCACCACGCAGGCUCGCAGGGGACUUAGCACACUCACACCCACGGACGCGCGCUCGAGCCUGUACGAAGUCGUCAACAGCACGAGCCAGAUCGCCAUCCGAGACGAACAUCACCACCACCAGGCGCUCAUCCGAAGACUCAAGAUGAGCGGCGCUCGUGUACCGCGGAGCGGCGCAGAUGUCGAUUCUGCAUACGAGAACGACCCGGUUCUCGACCAUGUGACAGCCGAGGGGAAACCGGGCGAGAGCACACAAGGCGCCGCCAUCCCAGGGAUUGGCACACCGCAGCAUCCCGGUGGGAAUGCCUAUCCCGGGGCGGUAGGGUCCAGCAGAGGAGGCAGGGUCAUUGAGAGCGGCAACGUAAUCAACGGCGAGGGAGCAUCGAACGUGCCUGGUGCGGGAGGACGGUCCCAGAGUGGGACUGCUGUCGGCGGCAAUGGUGUACUCUGAUCUGCAUCUGGCCAUUGCGGAGGACGUGUUCAGAGUUUCUUAUAUAUUCUAGCUUUGUGUAUCAUACCCUCAGUUAUUUGUAGCCCUAUGGAUUUGUGUCGAACGCGUUCUCACC